ACUCGAUAUGAAGAAGAUUUGCACAUUUUUAUUAAAUUAGAGAAAAACCGGAAAAAUGGCGGGUAUUUUUUUAGUCCAAUCAAAGCACGUUUAACAUUGAGUUGUCGCCAGUUGGCCAAUCACGCGCUUUGUUUCAGGCUAGCACACAAAAUGGCUGACGGGGCUUCACAGAUGCCUGUUCUACUGGAGAUUCCGAUUUGUUGUUGUUCUGUGGAAUAAAUGUCGUGGAAACUUGCAGCAGGUUCGUUGUAUUUAGUGGGAAAAGCAUUAAAAAGGCUGAAGAAAGUGCUGCUAACUGGAUGGAAGUGGAAGAAAGCAAAGUCCCUACUGAUGUGCUGGAACACAAAGAAGGCCGCCAUGAAUCGCCAUGAAAGGGAGAAGGCAGGAACGGGAUACUGAUUGUGGAUGAUCAACUAUGAUCACAGUGAAUGGCGGUGCAGGCUCAAAGGGCCAAAUGACCUGCUCCUGCACCAUUCAGCCACAUUAAAAUAAGAUCAUGUGGAGGUGCAUUUGCGGAAAUGAAAAGCCUCGUGCAUCGGAGGGCGCACUGUGCUGCCAGAGUUCUAAAGGUAGGUAUUUGGUGGCAGAUUUAACUGAGCAGGUGGCUCAGUAUGAACAACUGGUAGUGCAGCUGCAAAAAGACAUCCAGGACAAAGACACCCAGCUACACGUGAGAGAUGAACAGCUUAAGGUGCUGGAAGAAUUGAAGGAGAAGCUCCGUGAACAGAAUGAGGCACAGCUGGAAACAACGCAGCAUGAGGAAGUACUGGAACGAAAGCUCAAUGAGAAGAAUCGGGAGCUAGCGGAGUUGGUGGAAGAUUGUAGGAAGCUGGAGGACCUGAACGAAAAUCUGGACAACCAGCUUCUGGAUGAACACUACGCCAGCCUUAUCACGGUCCGAGAUUUGAAAGAAGGGCACAAGGCUGAUUUAGCAAAUCUCAAAGAACAAGUGAGGCUUCUGAGCCAAGAGGCGGAAAGUUCGGAGGACAGCUCCUUGGCAAUUGAAACUUUGUUCCAGUCUAAAAUCGAGCAGAUCCAAGAGGAGCUGGACAAUGUACAGAAGCUGCUGCUGGAGCACAGAGAUGUGGAGAUUGACAAUGAAGAGGAGGACGACCAGUUACACCUAAAUGUGAACUGGCCACACUACGUCAAGAGACAAAAUGAGAAGCUUCAAACAAUAGUAGAAGAAGAUGAAGAUGAAUCCCAGUUCUCGCAAACAAGUGAAUCUGAAUCUGAAUCUGAAUCUGAAGAGGAACUGGUGAAGUGGCGAGAAACGGUUUCUAAGUCAACACUGAGCCAUGACAACAAUGAGUCGAUUCCCAUGUAUUUAAGGGUGAAUCAAGUUGAGGAAAAAAGAGAAGUUUUGACCUCAGAACUGCCGGAGCUGGAGGAGGAAGUGAGGGACCUUCAGAGACCAGGACAGGUUCAAGGAUGGACAAAGCAGACCACAGCUGGCCAAAACCUUAUGGAAAAUGAAGAACUGGAAGCAACACAGCAGGAGCGCACAGAGGAAGAUCCGUCCUCCAGCAAGACGGAAUUGCCUGACCUAAGACCAGCGCCCAGGAAGUACAGCAUCAGUCUGGCGUCAUUCGAGGAAUGCGAGGAGGAUUUGGAGAUAGACCCCAGUGAAGAGGUGGUGGUGGUACGGAAGGCGAAGAGGCGAGUGAAUUUUUUCAAGCGCCUAUUUACGGCUAGAAAAUGAAGACUUCACGGACCAGGUCACGCUACUUGGUCUUGGCGUACUUUGCGACACCACAUUUGCCUAGUUUACGUGUGCCUGGCGAGACGUUUGAAGAUGCACUACAGAUGGGAAUGACACCAAUGUAUUUAUCAAAGUUGUUAAUGUGUUAAACACUGACCUCGGGUGUAUAAAUGAAUACUGUAUUGUUAAUGUAUGAAAAGUAUGAACACAGCUCCCAGCGAUGCAUGUUGGUGUUGAACCGGCCGACCCCUGUACGGAGCCGAUUCAGGGCGACCCACUCUUUGCAGGGCAUGUCCGAGCCAGGUGGGGCUGUGGUGUUUGGUGCAACAGUGAAUUGAAGAGGUCGGGAAGUCUGUUCCCAGCUGGUUCUCCAAGCUCCUAGUGUGUUGAAACCGGAGCCACAGAGGGUGGCUGCGUGACGGGAGAAGUGGCGACGAGAUGACAGGCGUUGAGGUCCCAGUUGCUGUGAGUCCUGGGCGAGGUGGUGCAAAGGAUGUUUGGUGUCCGAUGGGGCCUUGCACACCAGCCUGUGGGUGAAGUACUCUCUGCGAAGCUUGGCGGGUGUGAUACCUGCGAGCACUGGCAGAAGAUCCGGAGUAGGACGUAGGCAGCCGGUGAUGAUCCGCAUGGUGUCGUUGAGGAUGGCGUCUAGUUUGCUUGUAUGAGCGCUGCGGCAUCGUGCUGGGGCGGUGUACUCAGCGGCACUGUCAAGUCUUCUAAUGUUUUUGCAGAUUCCCCGCGUGAAAGGGAUUUGAUUUAUCUACCCCGAAAUGAUGAACUGGAUUCACUCAGACCAAACACUUCUUUUCCACCUUUUAUUUUCUCUUCCUUUUAUUUUGGAAGAUUAGUCUUUAACAGUUUUAGUCUUUACCAGGUGAAAAACCUUUAGACACAAAGGUAAAAAAUAUACACAUUACUGUAACCAAAUAUAAAUAACAGAAAAUUACAUGUAUCUAACAUUCCAACAUAGCAGCCAUUUUGUUUUUUAAAUAAUUUUCACAUUUCAUUAAAUGAAAAAUACAGAUAAUGCCCACUACUGUUACCAAUUUUUUAGCUUAAUAUCAUGUGAAUCUUUACUGUUUUUUAACACAUUUUAUCAUAUUUUUUAAAAUGCAAUUAUUUAAACUAACACCACACAUAGCAUAUAAGUAUUAGAAAUGAGCUCACAUUAGCCCUUAACCCCACAAUGAAGCAGGAUGCACUUUACAUAGACAACAAACACUAUCAUCACCCUGUCAUCUUGGUUAACAAACACCACCAAUAUUUCAAACUUUCUCAAUCAACACGUUAGUCAGACAAGUUUCUCAGAUAUUAAAGGGUUAAACAGAGUCUCUGGGGCUGCAGUCUUCGGCUCAGUUCAUUUAGAGUUCAGUCCUUACCGGCUGCCAAUCGGGUCUGUAGAAAAUCAGUCCUGCUUGCCUUUUCUGGCUAUCGCGACAGUCUUUUCGGACAGUCUUUUUGAUUUACUGUUCAAGUUUUGCUGCCCGCAAGUCUUUUCUGUCUUCACUGGCUUCUGGUGCUGUGUGCCCUUUUGAAAGCCCCGGGCAGAACUCGGCAGGCUGGGGUUCCGCCCACUUUAAUCUCUGUCUCGUGAUUUCAAUGUAGCAUUUUUCUGCACCUGUUCUUUCAUUUCAGUUUGACUUGACACCUCCCACUCGAUCUUCCAAUGGAACCACUUGGGAGAUCGACGCUUUAAAGUCAAACUUUGAAGUCUAGGUUUGAACUUGGUCUUUAUAGGCUACCAGUCGAUCUGUUGUGGUGCUUGGGAAAGUUGUGCCCAAUUGCGCAGCACAAAAAAUGUCGUUUAGAGCAUUUUCUCGUUCUCUUAUUGUAAUGACUCCUGUCAAAGAGAUGGCCUCCCACUUUGGAUUGUUUAGGGCUUUGUUCUUGCCAAGAAACCUCUUUGCUGCUCUCCAA
Messenger RNA from Leucoraja erinaceus (little skate), 3619 nucleotides. Its product is annotated as tropomyosin-like. The transcript is spliced from 14 exons. NCBI's taxonomy places the organism in Eukaryota, Metazoa, Chordata, Chondrichthyes, Rajiformes, Rajidae. Bases 497 to 1702 code for a protein of 401 amino acids. The record is from RefSeq and is a predicted model, not a curated record.